AUGGCGGAGGAAGUCCCUCAAUUUAAGCUUUUGCUGGUCGGCGAUGGUGGUGUCGGAAAGACCACCCUGGUAAAAAGGCAUCUCACGGGAGAGUUUGAGAAGAAAUACAUUCCAACUCUUGGUGUCGAGGUGCACCCCUUGAAGUUUCGUACCAACUGCGGCACUAUUCAGUUUAACGCUUGGGAUACCGCUGGACAGGAGAAGUACGGGGGCCUCAGGGACGGCUACUACAUCAAGGGCGAGUGCGCGAUAAUCAUGUUCGACGUCACGAGCAGGGUCACCUACAGGAACGUACCCAACUGGCACAGGGACGUCGUGCGCGUGUGUGAGAACAUUCCUAUGGUCCUGGUUGGCAACAAGGCCGACGUGAAGGAGAGGCAGGUCAAGGCUGCCCACAUCCAGUUCCACAGGAAGAGGAACCUUCAGUACUACGACCUCAGCGCCAGAAGCAACUAUAACUUUGAGCGCCCAUUCCUCUGGCUCGCUCGCAGGCUUCUCAACAAGCCUCAGCUGGUCUUUGUUGGGGAGUGUGCUAAGGCCCCUGAAAUUGCCAUCGACCCGCUCCUCGUCCAGCAGUCCGAGCGUGAACUUGCAGCUGCAGCCAACGUUGCUAUCGAUGACGAUGGCGAAUUGUAA
Molecule: messenger RNA, 636 nt
Organism: Theileria orientalis strain Shintoku
Lineage: Eukaryota; Apicomplexa; Aconoidasida; Piroplasmida; Theileriidae
Exons: 2
Coding region: 1-636 (211 amino acids)
Biological process (GO): ribosomal subunit export from nucleus; protein import into nucleus
Cellular component (GO): nucleus; cytoplasm
Molecular function (GO): GTPase activity; GTP binding
Source: RefSeq, a predicted model, not a curated record